This is a messenger RNA of Zychaea mexicana, 1119 nucleotides long. Its product is annotated as DHS-like NAD/FAD-binding domain-containing protein. The transcript has 6 exons. The coding region runs from base 1 to 1119 and encodes 372 amino acids. NCBI's taxonomy places the organism in Eukaryota, Fungi, Mucoromycota, Mucoromycetes, Mucorales, Lichtheimiaceae. Gene Ontology annotation, molecular function: histone deacetylase activity, NAD-dependent; NAD+ binding. The record is from RefSeq and is a predicted model, not a curated record.
AUGCCGAAAAAGAACAACAGCAGCAGCAACAGCAACAGCAACAAAAGCAUGCCGUCACCAUUAAAAGACAAGACUUUAGAGUCUAUUGUACAGUUAAUCAAGGACAAGAAAGCUAGCAAGGUGAUUGUGAUGACCGGAGCGGGCAUAUCGACGGGCGCAGGGAUUCCCGACUUUCGCACCAAGGGCACGGGUCUUUAUGACAACCUGCAAAAGUUCAAUUUACCCUAUCCCGAAGCCAUCUUUGAUAUCGACUUUUUCGAGGAAAAGCCUGAACCAUUUUAUGCACUAGCCAAGGAAAUCUAUCCUGGCAAGUUUUACCCUACAAAGACACACUACUUUAUCCGACUGCUGCAUGAAAAGGGCCUACUGCUGCGCAACUUUACACAGAACAUUGAUACCUUGGAGCGACUGACAGGUCUUGACCAUGGUAUGAUCGUUGAGGCACACGGUAGUUUUGCCACCGCAUCGUGUAUUGGAUGUCACAAGCAUGCUGAGGAGGAAGUCGUACGGGAACGCGUGAUCCAGGCAAAAGUAGCGCGGUGCGAAGAUUGUGAUGGCUUGAUCAAACCGGAUAUUACCUUCUUUGGUGAAAGUUUACCCAGACGAUUCUUUGAUCGACUUGAUGAUUUUGAGGAGGCAGACUUGCUCAUUGUCAUUGGCACAAGCUUAAAGGUGCAACCCUUUGCAUCGCUCAUUGACGAUGUUGAAGAUCAUGUACCUCGUCUUUUGAUCAACAAGGAACUAGCUGGCGCAAGCAAUUCAGCAAAGUCAGGGUUCGAUUUUAAGUGGAAACAUAAGCGUCGCGACGUGGCUCAUUUGGACGACUGUGAUGCCGGCAUAGAAAAGAUGGCCGACUUGCUAGGUUGGAAGGACGAGUUGCACGAAAUGUUCCGAAAAGGAAACGAAAAGCUUAAAGCACAAUGGAGUGCAGAGGAAGCACUGCUGGCAGUCAAGAAUGAGGAGGAGACAACAGAAGAAGCACCAGCAGAAGAGAAGGAAGACAAAGAAAUCGAGGCCCUGGCAGAGGAACUGGAAAAGCGACUCAAAGUACCUGCGGAUCGCAGAGAAGGCGAAGAACGAGUCAAAGAAGAAGUCAAAAAGAAAACUCCCAAAAUGUAG